AUGAACAACAACAACAACAACAACAACAACAACAACACCCAAAACAACACCAACAUUACCAUCGUAGCUCCAUGGGCUCAAGAAACGAUGACGGGCAAUAGCUCGGACGGAUGGGGACCAACCCCCACGCAUAUUCCAAGCAGAAACGAAGGCGGUUGGGCCUCAGAACCAAGCAUAGCUAGCUACGAAGACGAUGCCAUGGAUAUCGAUGAACAAUCAACCAUGCAUACAUCACCAUCGCCGCUACCACAAGACCAACGAAACCAACAAGACAUAGCGUUGGAUACCUUGGAUGCCAUCAUCGAUGUGGACAUAGAGGCGUUCACGACAAUAGCAACAGCUUAUGCAAGCAUCUCUACAUUGCUGAGCUUACGUACCCAUCUACAACAGGAGCUUACCCAGUUGGCAGGUAAUACAACCAGAAUCAUCCAACAAGUACCAGUGCGCCCGCACCCGCAACGAAACAAAAAUCAGCAGAGACAUUUAGCUCUUGCUAUCGUUAUCAGAGACACCUUCCCUUGGGUGCCUGUGAGCCUAUACUGUGAAGAGUGCUGA
Messenger RNA from Zychaea mexicana, 555 nucleotides. RefSeq lists its product as uncharacterized. The transcript has a single exon. NCBI's taxonomy places the organism in Eukaryota, Fungi, Mucoromycota, Mucoromycetes, Mucorales, Lichtheimiaceae. Bases 1 to 555 code for a protein of 184 amino acids. The record is from RefSeq and is a predicted model, not a curated record.